AUGGAAGGGUUAAACACAAACAGCUGGGUCCUGAAAUCUCCAUUCAGCAUCACUAACCUACUCCAAGAUGUGGCCUCAAGCGGCGCUCCCAAGGGACCACUGUCAUCACCGUUGUUGAGGGAAGACGAGAACGUCGUCGUAGCAGCAGCAGCAGCAGCAGCCGGUGAGGAACGGCAGAGGUUGAGAAAAGAAGAUGUUUCUGGCGAAAGGAGAGGAAAACACGAGAAGCCACCUUUCAGCUACAACGCCCUGAUCAUGAUGGCCAUCCGUCAGAGCCCAGAAAAGCGCCUCACUCUCAACGGCAUCUAUGAGUUCAUCAUGGGCAGCUUCCCGUACUACAAGGAGAACAAGCAAGGCUGGCAGAACUCCAUCCGCCACAACCUCAGCCUCAACAAAUGCUUCGUCAAGGUGCCCCGGCACUACGACGACCCUGGCAAGGGCAACUACUGGAUGCUGGACCCUUCCAGCGAGGACGUCUUCAUCGGAGGCGCCACCGGAAAGCUGCGCAGGAGGCCGUCAACUUCCCGGACCAAGCUGGCCUUCAGGAGAGGAGCUCGGCUGGCUUCGGCUGGAGUGACCCUGGCCGGAUCUCUCUACUGGCCUCUGCCUCCUCUUUACAGUGCCUCCUCAGCCUACCUGAGCCAUCCCCCUGGCACCUUCUCUUCCAUUUUCUCCCACCAGGCUAUUUCUCCUCCAGCGGGGCACAGACAGGUGGAAGUAGAUGGCUCCUACAGCAACCACCAGCAGAUCGCCACAGCGAUGUUGGUCUCGGCCAUCCCUUGCAGCCUCUCCUCACCCGACUGCCUGGACUCCUGCUCUGUCAACUUCCUGGCCGGACAGGCGAAUUACAUCUUUUCUCAGAGACAUCACACCCUGCCAAUGAGCCCUCAGGCUGUGCUCCCAUCCAAAGCCACCAGAGAUCUCCUCGGAAGAGGUCCUCCAGCUUUCCCCGGGCGGCUUUCUCCAGAGCUUCCAAGCUACUUUGCUUUUCAGAACCAGGGCGUUCUUUUUCAUCCAAGCCUGCCUUGA
Molecule: messenger RNA, 1029 nt
Organism: Podarcis lilfordi (Lilford's wall lizard)
Lineage: Eukaryota; Metazoa; Chordata; Lepidosauria; Squamata; Lacertidae
Source: the annotation of a GenBank genome assembly